AUGAAAAGGAGACUGGAGUUGGAGAGACGCAGGGACGAGGCUGCAUCUGCCAUAGAGGGAAAAACAGAUGAUGUAACGGAGACGAAGCAUGGUGGGAACCCCAAUUUGGACCCUUUGGAACCUCGCCAGAUGCAAGAACAGGACGAAAAUUCUGUGACGACCGCUGUGGUUACCGUUGUGGAUAUUGUUGUUGACAGUGGCUCUCGUACAAUAGGACAAUUCACAGUUCCCACGCUGCCUGCGACAAUUUCGGACUCUUCCCUCGGCUAUUUCACCAUUCCGUCAGACCUGACCACUCCCAUCAUCGUGUCGUCUACUCCAGCGUCUCCGGAAACUGCAACUUCUACACCAUCUGGAAACUCUGGCUCUCCAUCCCCUUCAGUGACGCCGACACCUACCCGGGAUAGUCGACUUCCUACGCCGUCUGACCAUUUCUUUUCGCACAUUCCGUCCUCUUCACGAGCGAUUCCUUCGCCAAGUGCAUUAUUCUCCGGUUCUUCAUCUGUUUCAUCCGCUUUGGCCACUUCCGCUUCAUCUGCUUCAACCUCAAUCUCGACAUCGGGUUCCAGAUCGUCAAUUUCCACCAUUCAGUCUGUUCUAUCUUCCUCGUCUAGCAGUGCAUCUUCCUCCGGCGUGACUUCCAGUUCUGCGCAGUCUAGCACAUUCGGUUCGACAAACGGGUAUUCCACCUCUGCAGCUACCACUGGAGCUGGUGCAGGCGCUGGUGGCUCAAUCUCUGGAAGCGGAAACAGUGGACAGCCUUCAUCAGGAGACGAUUCAAAUUCACAAGGCUCCGGUUCAGGUUCCUCUAGCGGAGUCAACACUCCCCGUGUAGUCGGAGGCGUCGUGGGGGGUGUGGCAGGUGCCUUCUUUCUGUUCCUUUUAGCACUACUUGUACUUCGGUGGAGAAAGAAAUAUGCUCAUAAGACUCGUGGGGCUCUUGCGUCUGACGAUGCGACAAGUGGUGCGGCCCGUUCAGAAUCUGGUGCGCCGAAUGCUGAGAUGAUGUCCCAACGGUCCAGCGUCACCCCUCUCGCAGCAGCCGCAGCUUCUGCAGGAUUCUUCAAUCGUUGGAGAAACUCGACGCAGACCGUGAGCACGCAAGAUACAACGCCAAGCGAGCGAGGAUUUCAGAAAAUCUCAGGGCGGAAGAUCCCCUCCGUGUUGCGUACAGGGGGUGAUGGCUAUGGUAGUGGUGGUGAGGAAGAAAUUGUUCCUGGUGCGGCAGCGUCCAGCACGGAUUUGUCCCCAAGGCCAGGCCAUCUUGCGACUGCACCAACGAUUGUGGAAACCACUGCUGAGGGAGAUGAGAAUUUUAUUCCUUUUGAUCGAUUUGAGCCCCCCUUAAGUGCGUCUACGACUCGAGCAAGUGAUGUGGACAGAAUGGACGGGGUCUUCAUGCGACCUUCGCCUGCUAGAUCUCCGGUAGCAAGUACCGUCAACCUACCUGAGUCUGGUCAAUCGCUUCCAACCCGUCAGGUAACUAGGGCUUCCUCUAUACCGCGGCGACCUGACCUGGUAGGCAGGAGUCACCCAAGUUGGGAUGGCAGCAGAGGCAGUCGAUUCACUGAAAGUAUCGACUGA
Paecilomyces variotii is the source of this 1584-nucleotide messenger RNA. RefSeq lists its product as hypothetical. The transcript has a single exon. Bases 1 to 1584 code for a protein of 527 amino acids. The record is from RefSeq and is a predicted model, not a curated record. NCBI's taxonomy places the organism in Eukaryota, Fungi, Ascomycota, Eurotiomycetes, Eurotiales, Thermoascaceae.